AUGAAGCUUCUUGCCAGCCCACUGAUCGCCUUCUUGGCCUUGUCUUCAUGCACUAUUGCCGCUUCCGUUAAUUUGUUUCAAACAGAAGACCCUAUCAGUGUUCAGCUGGCCACUUUGGAGAAUACGGUGGUUAAGGUAAUCAUUACCAACACCGGUGACACCACUUUGAACCUUCUCAGCACCGGAACCCUUCUGGACGAUACGUUGCCUGUUGAGCGGGUCACAUUGUACUCCAACAGUGGUUCUACGAGGGUGCCGUUUGAGGGUGUCACGAUUCAGCUUAACCCAAGUGCCCUAUCUACCGAUGACUUCCUCAGGCUGGAGUCCGGGGGUAAGAGAGAGUUUGCCGUGGAGACUGGUGCAUUCCGCGACCUGAGCAGCGGUGGAAGCUUCGACGUAUUCGCCAACGGCGUGUUACCGUACGCCAAUGAGAACUCCACCGAGCUUGUAGGCGCUUUGAGAUACGACUCCAAUAGACUCAGCAUCUCUGUUGAUGGUACUCAGGCGGCUGCUGCUCGCGAGCCACUAGCGAAACGUACUAUCGUCGACUCCGGCUGCACUGGUGAUCGUCUUACCAACCUCAGGACAGCAUUAUCGAAUUGCCAAAAACUGGCAUCCGGUGCCGCGACAGCAGCCGCAGCUGGAGACAGCAGGCUAGGAACUUUCUUCAAAUCAACAUCAACAAGCGUUAGGAACCAGGUCUCUGCUCGGAUGAGCGCAGUUGCACAGGACUGUGGCACCUCAUCACCAGGAACGACAUCGUACUGUACAGACCAGUACAGCUUCUGCUCGGGGGGAAGCAUAGUCGCGUACACUUUGCCUACGUUGAAUUCCAUCACGUACUGUCCAAUCUUCUUCACUAACACCAUCCCCAUUACGACGGGAUGUAAAACAUUUGAUCGAGGAACUACGAUUUUGCAUGAAACGACGCAUGCUUCGAGCGUUUACAGCCCAAGCACGCAGGAUUUGGCAUAUGGAUAUGAUGCUUCGGUUAAGCUUUCGACCGAGCAGGCGCUGAACAAUGCAGAUUCCUAUACGCUAUUUGCUAACUAUGUGCGUCUAAACUGCGCGUAA
This is a messenger RNA of Alternaria arborescens, 1074 nucleotides long. Its product is annotated as Neutral protease 2. The record is from RefSeq and is a predicted model, not a curated record. Gene Ontology annotation, biological process: proteolysis. NCBI's taxonomy places the organism in Eukaryota, Fungi, Ascomycota, Dothideomycetes, Pleosporales, Pleosporaceae. The transcript is spliced from 3 exons. Gene Ontology annotation, molecular function: metalloendopeptidase activity. Bases 1 to 1074 code for a protein of 357 amino acids.